Dichotomopilus funicola is the source of this 486-nucleotide messenger RNA. RefSeq lists its product as uncharacterized. The record is from RefSeq and is a predicted model, not a curated record. Lineage: Eukaryota; Fungi; Ascomycota; Sordariomycetes; Sordariales; Chaetomiaceae. Gene Ontology annotation, biological process: fungal-type cell wall organization. Gene Ontology annotation, molecular function: structural constituent of cell wall. Gene Ontology annotation, cellular component: fungal-type cell wall. The transcript has 3 exons. Bases 1 to 486 code for a protein of 161 amino acids.
AUGAAGUUCACCACUGUUCUUGCCCUCGCCACUGGCGCCAUGGCUACCGCCCACAGCUCGGUUUCCUACACCACCAAGGUCGUCACCGCUGUCACCACUUACAUCCCUGCGCCCACCGAGAUCGCCUACGGCGCCAACACCUACACCGUCACUGAGGCCACUCAUCUUACCCUCACCGACGGCCCCUACACUAUCAAGGUGCCGGUGACCACCAUCACCUCCGUUCUCUGCGAGGAGACCUGCACGGCCACCUACCACAACUCCACCUCCACCUCCUCCAGCCUCGCCCCCUCCUUCCCCCCGCCCUCGUUCAGCACCACCCCGACCGUUACCGGCACCGGCUCGCUCCCCGCUCCUACCGCGCCUGGUGGCCCCUCCGGUACUAGCACCUCGCCUCCGAUCGAGACUGCCGGCGCCGGCCGCGUCGCGAUGCUGUCGGGCGGUGCGCUCGCGGGUGUCCUUGGCUUUGCGGCGUUGGCGCUUUAA